Messenger RNA from Bacillus rossius redtenbacheri, 9404 nucleotides. RefSeq lists its product as uncharacterized. The transcript is spliced from 3 exons. Lineage: Eukaryota; Metazoa; Arthropoda; Insecta; Phasmatodea; Bacillidae. The coding region runs from base 1017 to 1868 and encodes 283 amino acids. The record is from RefSeq and is a predicted model, not a curated record.
GACCGAAGGAGGCCGAAGCGUCCGACUUGACAAGAGGACUCGUGCUAUCGGCUCCGAGCAUCGCCCAGCGACUCAGCUGUGCGGCCCAAAGUGCUCCAGUUCGCCGCUACGACACCGCGGCGCGACGUCCGUUCCCGGAGUCACGCGUUCACGUCGCUUUGUUAUUGUUAUCUGCGUCAUCAUCAUCCCGGAGCGGGACAAGAUGGCGCGCGCGUCCGGUGCUUGUGUGAUUUUGAUUUUGGCGAUACUGGAAGCGGCAACCAGCGAGAAGUCAACGCAUUUCAGUCCAUUUUACUUCAUAAAGGAAAUAAUGCAAUAUUUGGGUGAUCCAUCCGAAGUUGUCGACACUUAUUCUGUCGCAGACAGGGAGCCGCCUACCGUGCCAAGUCUUCCAAACUUCACAGUUUCGCCUCAGGGUUUGACCACAGCCGAAGACCAACAGCCGCACAGCAGUUUCGAACCUGUGCAAAACGAGAGCGAGUUGUCCUUGAAGCUCGUCUCGGACUUUCUCGAGACGUCCGCUCCAAGUCCAAAAACCACAACUUCGCCCUCGCCCGAAAGUCACUCAAAUUUCCUGACAUCCCACGAGCAAGAUUCAAAAUCGGAGUCGGUUCCAGACCUUCAUCUGAUACCUGGUCCGCCGUACUCGAGUCAAGAAUCGUCCGUGGCGCCCGCAACGACAGCAACGACAGCAACGACUCCGAAAACCCAAAGACAGACGCAUGACCUGGCCCGAGUCCACGACUUCUACAAGCCAUCGCCCGACACGCAGAUGUCGGUAAUAAUACGCCAAGUCGGCGAGCUGAACAGCGUCGUGAACUACACAGAUCGAGGGAAGGACGAAGUCUUGGCUGCGUUCACGUCCCGGCCAACGUACCACCCGGACCCUUCAUGGACUUACAGGCCCCAGGCUUCGGAAGAGCAGACAACCACAAUGCCGGCAUCCAGCCACAUACCAUCGUCCACACCCCAGCAGUCGCACCACGAAAGUUCUCCUGACGAGAAAGAAGCGUCACAUGAUCCACCAGCAUGGAAAAAAACGGAAAGUUCUACCCCAAAAUCAUCCGAUGGAAAGGUCUCUCCCGUUUCCCCCGCUUCGUUUGGUAACUUCGCGAACUAACGUGAAUAAUUUUCCCGAAUUUCCCCGCGAGACUGUCCCUUCUCGGGAAUCUUCUACCGUGCCUAUUACCACAAGCACUUCCAAAGACAGUGGCCUCAGGACUUUGCACGGCACGCCCCUUCCAAAAUCACGCGAGCCGACCCACGCUCUCCAGACCUCUUCCAGCAACGUCCCGGGCGUGGUCUACGCCGAGAUGCCCGCGCCCGGUUCCGGCAGAGCAAGAGGCGAAACUUUGGAGUCGUCCGAGAACAGGGAAGCAGCGUAUCAUCUGUCCGGGAAGCGCGGCGGCGGUUCGUCCGGGAAGGACCUCGCGUCGUCCGAACGUUCGCGCUUCGCCUCCGGGAGUCCGUCGGCGAGGCUCGACGGCCACCAAGGAAGCUCUCGGGGUCGUCCACCUCCGGUAGGUCAGUUCCAGCCCGAGUACUUGCAGAGGGCGCCGCAGCCCCCGGCAGAGAAGACCCAGCGGCGGCGACCCGCGCACGUCCGGGACUGGACGGCCGACGUCGCGUCCUCGCAGGAGGCUGCUCUUCCUCCCGUCCCGGGCAUGUCUCCCCCGGGUCUGCAGGUGUACGGCUUCCCCCCUCACCAGGGCCUGCAGUACUUCGACCCCAGGUCGCAGCAGCAGGUCGCCGAGUACGAGGGCGUGCCCUACUACUUCGGCCAGAAAGACGCCAACUCCUACCGCACGUGCCAGCGACUGGGGCAGUACUACCCCUUCCUCCCGAUGCAGCCGGCGCCACCUCUGUAAACGAGACGCGUGAUCUCCUCGUCGCGGGUUCCAUUUCCUGAUAGGUUAAGAAACCAAAACACGUUCACCUUCGUUCUGCUUUUGGGAUCGGCUCGCAGUUUACCUGAUGGAGGACUCUUGAGCCGGUUGAAAAUCCUCAGCAUAUGAAGUAUCGGAUCGCAGACAAUCCAGUUAACAGGUGUCGCGAGUCAGUAGCCAAUGGGCAUUUGGCGUUUGCCCGAGUGAGUAGAAGAUUAUUUAAGUCCAGCCCAGAAGUUACUGAAACCGCAAAUUUCUGAACCUCGCCAUUAUACAGUUUCAAAUAUUUUGAUACCGCUAAAGUUUCCGUGUUAUUUUUUAUUUUAUUUUUUUGUUUGACAUGACACAGGACUUAGCUUUGGCUAAAUUGUUGAAAUCAAUACUUGUAAAAUUGUGAGAUUUUCAUGAUAGUUGUAGUCGCCCAAGUGAAAUAAUAAGUUAUUUCCUCACAUAAUAGAGCCUGUUGGUAAAUGUGUGGUUGCAGCAAGGUAAAUAAUAUCUGGGAUAUAUAAUUUAUCUACAGAUAUGCCAGAAAUUGAAAAAAAAAAUAGCUCGAAAUUAGAAUUAUAACAAAAAUAUGGAAAAAUUCAAGAUUGUGGGGCCUAAUUUGCCGUGUGAACUGUGCUGCAAAUUUUGUUUCUCCAGUUUCUUCGUUUUUACUCGUGAUUCUAAAUAAAUUCAUAUUUUACUACAAUUGAUUGCAUGAAAAUAUUUUUAUCAGUUGUAUAAGAGUUUUCUUAAUGUUUUUUAAAACCUUAAAUGCUAAUUUUUAUUCCAAUUAUAGCAUGAAUUGAAAGAAUGGAAUAGCGUGGUUUACAGUUUUGAACUAAUCGAUUGUACGUAGAUCUCUUUAUGCUAAAUAAAUAACAAUUUGAUUUUUCCAAAGCACUAAAAAAACUCAACAUUUAGGAUUUUAAGACCACCACAUUUUUUUACAUUAAUGAAAUAUAUCCUAAAAAUUAAGAGUUUUGCUGCUAAAGCUAUAUAAAUCGCUCCUUGGCUUUAAAGUUUAUGAAAACUAGUAAAUAAACACUUACUAUUUUGAUAAAAUCUUUUAAAUAAUUUAUUAUAAUUAAAUAAUAAAUUUAUUUAUUAUCAUGAGCAAAAAUACCAAAUUUUAGAAGCAAAAUUAUUUACGAUACUACCCCUUACAUGGUAAAAGCCAUGAAAAUGAUGCGGUUUGUGUACUUUUGAGUGACGAAAGUUCCUGAGUGAUUUAUUAUUACUGAAACACAAAGAAUAAGGACUUAAAUAGAUUUAAACUUAAUUUAUGCACUAUAAAUAUAUAUUUAUACUGUCAAAUCGAUUUUAUACGAUUUUUCUUCUCUUUUAAAUGUCUCGUUUGAUCAUGUUGAGUGAUAUUUAUAUAUAAAUAAUAUAUAAUUUAUUUUUAUUUAUUUAUUUAUUUGAUUUUCGGAAAUUUUGCAUUUGAAACAGUGCAAAACUACAAUGGCGUAUAUAAAAAAAAACUGCAUUAAAUCCAAAUUCUCCAUUGCAUGAACUAUUUAAAGAACAUAUGGUGCCCUUGAUGAAGUACUACAGGAACGUGUUUUUCCAAAUUUCACAUUCAAAUUUUACUUCACAUAACAUAAUGUUUUCAGACAAAUUUUAUACAAUUUUCAGUAGAUGACAAAGAUGUCUUUACAACUGUUAUGCUCUAUGGUGUACAUCUGGCAACAGGGCACUCCGAAACAAGGAUGGCGCUUACGGCGGAAAUCGAGCGUUGGAAAUGGAAAGUAUGUGCCCGUUUAAAAGCACAGUGAUAGGGGCUGACAUACCUUUGGGCAAGUAUAAUGUGCUUAGGACGUGUCUGUAUUCACUGGAACGUAGCACGUGCUUUCCCCGGGAAGUGACGUCACGAGGGUUGUCCUACGCAGGCGCGCAAGUAAAGGCCGGUCCACAAUGGCGUGGUGCUAAAUUUGUUGUCAGACGGACACUGAUCGCUGAUUGGUCCACGUGACCCUCUGACGUCAUGGGUGGUGUGCGGGCGAUGGGCCGAAUACAUUGGUCAGCUUCAACUUUUUGUCCCAACCUGUGUCCUUUGAAGAACACUCAUGAUAUCUGCUGUGUUCGGUUCCCGUUAAAAAAAAAAAAAAAAAAAGACAAACAGAAAAUAACGGACGAUGUGGUAGGGACAGGAAGCCCAGAAGACCAAGACGAAAUAUUGGUUAGUGCUGUCCGUUUGCGACCGCUGUUUUUUUCAAAGGCCGGACUCACGAAUUCAAUAUUGUCAGUGUGAUUAUAAUUAAUUAUUAGCAUUUACUUCUGCCUUACCAAAUAACUAAAUAUUAUUGAACUCUUAAAACUUUCACAAGUUAAAUUAAUAUUCAAAUCUAAGUUGCAUACUCAUUUACAAUUCAUGAAAACAAUAAACAAAAACCAUUAAAAAACACACCCAUUUUGGGGAUAUAUAUAAUGCACUCUAGUGAUUACUAUAGAAAUCAAUGGAUUCAGACAUAAGACAUACGACAUAGCAAAUGUAGACAGGCAGUUUUCCGUGCGACAAUGUGACGUCUUUCACAUUAGGAUAAGGAUACGUAACGCCCAUAGCUUCGGACUGUUGUAGACGGGGCCUUAAACGAAAUUUAUUAUCUACUCACGUACUUGCAAGUAAAUGAAUGUUGCUGUUUUGAAGAUAUGUUUUGUAUGUUUUAUAUCACAGCAAACUUAAGCAAUUAAAAGCCUCGUUAAAUCAUUUUCACUGUAUUUUUUUUUUACGUGAAUCAACAUAUGAAAAAUUAAUUUAAAUGUUUACAGGUUUGUAGGAAGUUUCAGCAAACACAUGUACAUAAUAGGCCUACUAUAUUAUAAUAAUCGUAAUUUAUUAAACAAACGUAUAAACACAACAAUAUUGACAUAUUACUAUUUAGUGUUAAAAAUUACUAUUUUCAGCUAAAUUUUGUGCUAGAAUUGAAAUUAUUUAUAUAAACAAAAAUAUUAUCAACAUGUUACAUUCGUAGAGGGGGGGGAAAAUACAAGUUCAAAUGGUUCUAGUUCACCACAAAGGCAAUAAAAAAAGUACGCGGGUAUUAAGUACAUAGCUGUGAACUUAAAUUCAAUCAUCGCCUUAGUCUACGUAGCUGCAAGUGUAUUUAUUUCGGUGCUUUGUUCAGUUUAAAAAAGUUUCUCUUCAACCCAGCAACUUUUGUAUCUUGCUUCUCAUGAGUCAACUAUAGGCAACAACUACAACAAACUACUUUACAAUUUUUUUUUAAUGCGAACCACAGACUUUGGUUUGUGGUUAUCCUUGUGUUAAAUAAUGGCAUCCCAUGAAAUAGUUAAUUAACAUUGACUGUUAAUACAAUUGACUGAGAUCAAUUACUUGCAAUAGUUGAGUUACCGAUUGUAGGUAAUUUUACACUGACGAGGUAAAUAACAGCCUUAUGCAUAUGUAAGUAUGAGCGGUAAAAAUAAAAGUUUUGAAUAAAUACCUUAGGAAUAAUUGAGUAAUAUGUUAAUUACACCGAAGAUAAAAGUGUGGCUGAUAUAAAAAAAAACUUUAAGUAAAUACAUAACAUGACCCAUGUACUGGCUUCAUCUAUAUCAGUUACUUUGUGUAUCCACGUAUAUUACGUUUAAAUGUUCGUGUGUGAAAUGUAGGAAUGUUAGACAUGCAGUUGAAAAAUUAUGAAUGUUAGUUUUCUACAGUCUAGUGGAAAAUGAACAUUAGCUGCAGUAAACAUUUCAAUUACUAGUGUAACGUUUCCAACAGAAUCUUUCUCGUUCCAGUUUCUCUUCCGGUUUAUAUCUGAUAAACGAUAUGCGUGGUAUGCGGUAUCUGCACUCGUGAUAGGUCAGUCAAGCUAAUAUGUGCAUACAGACAUUCCUGCUGUUGGACAGCGGCAAACGCAGCUGAUAUGCUUAUGACAUAUAUGAAUCAAACCAUGCUUAGUUUCGCCUCAUCACGUCGCGGAAAUACCUUUCCGAUAUCAAGUACGCGAAGCGCGUAUAAUCGUCCCUCGUUUUUGAUAAAAAAAAAAACAUACUUUUUUUUUGUCAAGUUUGCAACUUUGGUGAAAAGGGUUACGAAGAUCGUCUUGUGUCAGUGACUGUAUUUCAAUGCCCUUGCACUUCAGUAUGUUACAAUCUUAAGUAUUUCAUCGCAUCAGUCAAAACGCACGUAGAUAUGAUCAACUUUCUCCAAAUUUAGCAUAGGCCAAGAGGUGGUCGUGCAUGCAUUGUGGAUAGAGACCGUGGAUAGAGAUCGUAUUCAUUUCGUGGUAGGCUAAAAUUGAUAAACAUAUACAGAAUGGGGCAGAGAAACCAGGUGUUUUUAAAAUAAUAAUAAUAAUAAUAAUAAUAAUGGUGUUAGUUAUUGCUCUAAACAUAAUUCACUGAUAGAACUACAUAUGUUAGAACUAAGCAUUUUAAAAUAUUCACGAACGGAAAACUACACAUGGCGUCCAUUGUCCGUUUUCGUUGAUGCAUUGUUGAAGUCAUUCACGAAAGUUGGCCUCUUUCCAGCAAGUCUCUGUUAUUUCGAGUGGUUUCUUGACGGAUCGCUUCCCUUCAAUUCAUCUAACGUACGAGGUUUGGCCUCGUAAACACGUGACUUGAGGUAUUCCCAUGGGGAAAAAAUCACACAUGGACAAGUCAGGGGACUGAGAAGGCCAUAAAACGUCACCGAAUAUCGAAAUGAGACGGUUAGGAAACAGGCGACGAAGAACAGCCGUAGAUGCUCUGGCGGUAUUGAAACCACAAAUCUUGAAGAUCCACACCUCUUCUUUGUACAUCAGGUAUGGGAAAGGUGUUCAACAUAUGAAUGUAACGCUCAGAUGUAACAGUAUUUAUUGGUAAUCCCAUUUUCUUAAAAAAUAAAAAAAUAAAAAAAAAGGACCAAUGACGCCCAAUAUACCCACCGCGCACCAAACGGUUACCUUAGGGCUAUAAAGCAGUUUUCCAUGCAAGUCUCGCGGAUUGUCGUCAGCCCAACACCAACAAUGCUGUCUGUUGACGGACCUAUUAAGUUGGAAAUGGGUUUCACCACUCUUUGUCAACAACAUGUUUUCAUUCUGCUCAUAAAGCUCAAGCAUUUGCUGUGCGAAAUUCCAGCGUUGGGAGUUGAUCUCUUACAUUCAAUUACUGUACAGCCGCUAUUUUAUAUGGGUGAAAACGUAAUCCGCCGUGCAAAAAAAUCCAUCUUACAGUACGACUGCUGAAUUUGAAGUUUAGAUGAAUGACAACGAGCAGAGCGGCGUGGACUUUGCAGUAUGGCUUGUCUAGCCUUUUUCCAACGUUCUCUCUGGAGUGCGCACAGUAUGUUGAUGGUAGGAUGGAAAAAUUUUUUUUCGCUAUUGUUGAGCUUCCUGUUCAAAAAUUAUUAACCCAGCGUAAGAUUGCGUCUCUGGUGGGAACAGAGUCAUAUCGAUUGAUAUUGAAUCUCUGGCAGAAUUCACGCUGUACGUACCGCAGUCAUCGGCUCGCCACUCCUAACGAAAUAAUCAUAUGUAGAUAUGCGUUGCUCUAACGACCACGGCUCCAUGAUGACAACUGAAAGUGAAAUGCUUUUGAGUCAAGAAAUAUAUUGUAACUAACCGCGCGGCCCUCCAUUUUUCUAAUGGCUGAGUACUACCCAAACAAAAAAACACUUGGUUCCUAUGCCUCACCCUGUGUCAAUGUACUUUGUCUGCUAUUGGUUCAUUGUUUAUGCGGAGUACUGUGGGCCAAUGAGAAACCAUCGAACAGAUAAUUUUUGAGUACUACUCAAUCAAAAAAAAAAACACUUGGUUCCUAUGCCUCACCCUGUGUCAUUGUAAUUUGUCCGCUAUUGGUUCACAGUUUAUGCGGAGUAUACUGUGGACCAAUGAGAAACCAUCGACCAGAGAAUUUUUGAAUUAUAGACUAACCAGUGAAUAGGUCUGAUAAGUCACCAGCCAAUGAACAUGUGGCAUUUUUCCAAUUACGCAGAACACUGUGGAGUCAAUCCUGGAGGUCAUUAAACACGAGAAUGUUUCCUGCCCAUAAUUAGAGAUUCUGCUUGAAGUCACGUUUUAUCCAGCUGAUACUCUACUACUCCAUGUAUUAGGAACCACAACCCCCCCCCCCACCAAAAAAAGCUGGGCAAAAUGUAGUGCUUGCAUUGUGGAUACAAGUUAAAGAGUCCUUUAUUUUGUGGCAGUGAGUGUGUUUAGACGCCGGGAACUAUAACCAAUGAUUAUUAAUCAUCAUCAGACAUGGCCAAUCACCUUGUUGUAAUGUUUUGAGCGUGGAAAUAUGGAGACGUUUAAGUAGAAAGUAACUUCAACAUCAUUGCGUACCAUCUCCAGACAGUUCCUAGCAGCUUCAUCAAGGCUUCAUGUAGUCGCAAAGUUGGCAUGCUUGCCAAUGAAUACUGAAAGGUCUGAUAGCAAAAACCCAGUGUCAGAUAAUUAUUUUGCUAUUAACAGUUACGUUCUCAUACGAAGGAUGUGUCUGUUGAAAUUCGCUUUGCAACAGUGAAAAUCUUAAUAUAUAUAAAUCCAGUGUCCUGAUGUUUGUUUCCAGUGAACUCUUCACCAAGUCAACCGAUUUCGAUGAAAAUUGGCAUUUAUGUGUAAGUUUUUCCAACUUGAGAGAUAUGAUAGUUUUUAUUUCGAUUAAUGGUCUUAAUAAUUUAUAAUUAAUAAUAAACUGAUUAUCGAUGUUGAUUGGUGUUUAAGCCCGGGAAACAGUGGGUACUUCGUCUCCAUGACAACGUUGCGUGCUCGAGAGUCGGGAAACCAUCGGUGCUAUUCGUUUUUUCUUCGGUAAAUUACAAAACAUUGUAUUAAGUUUUUGUCAAAAUUAAUUAAUUUUCAUUUUAUUUAAUUUAUUAUAACUGUAAAUAAGAGAUUUGGUUUCAUUUUUCCCCCCAUUUAUACAACCGUGCGAAGCCGGGUCGGGCAGCUAGUCCUUUAGAUAUUCUUAAGAAAACUCUGUUGUAAGCUCAUGUCCAUGGAAAUAAGCGGUUUGACUUAAAUUACUUCUGCUUAAUUAGCUACGUUCAACUCUGUGUCAUAUAGAUUCUUUCCACUCUUAAAUAUGAGCAUUGUUUAUAAAUGAAUAUAGAAAAUACGAUUUAUCUCAAAUUAUGUACUAGAAGUCCAGUAAAUCAGUAUUUAGAUGCAUUUAGAUGCUGUGUACUCAUGUCACAUGAAAAAGUUGUUGCUUGUUAAAAUAUUAACAUAAUAUGUUUGCUAAUCUUUUGAAUUAGGCGUUAAACACAUUUAAAGAUGAAAGUUGAUGUUCUUGGUUUCAUUAUCCAAAGCACUAAAUAAAGGUAUAGAGGUACAUACAUUGCUAUCGAAUGUUGGUUAAAAACGUGAAAUGUAUACUAUGUACAGUUUGAUGCAGAUCAAAUGCAUUGUAAAUAAUUACGCAAAACUCAUCUGUUUCAUGAUUCUUGUUUAAAAAUUUUUUUAUUUAGAAAGGUAAUUUAUAUGCCUCUGCUAGAAGUUUAAACUAAAACAGUUAUAGUAACAAUUGUAAUAAUUAUUAUUUGUAUCAAAGUAAAAAUUUUGUUUAAUGAAAUGUAUGUAGAUUAAAUAAAUAUGAAAUUUU